AUGUUAAAGCAAGUGACAUUUGAGAAAGUUAUACACAUUAUUUGGUUCAGUGUAGCUUUAACUUUUUGCUGGCCACUUCCUGCCAAUAGUACCAAAAAUCAAGUGUUUGUUUUCAGAAUUUUACAAAUAAUUAGUAUUAUUAAUGCUUUUAUGCUGAUUCUGCCGUUGUUGUAUUCUAUCUAUUUGCAUUUUAAUGAUAUUGCCAUUGUCUUUCAAUCUCUUUCUAUAUUAGUAGGUUUGUCUCAAAUGAUUAUUCAAACUGUUAUAUUAUGCUUUGUUAAAUACAACUCUCUGCAACGUGUAAUCGAGGAAAUGAUAACCUGCGUCAAAGAAGCACAGCAAUACGAAAGGAAAAUUUUCUGCAAAUAUAUCGACAAGUGCAACAUAUUUUACGGAAGUUCUUUAAUAUUCACAUACAUGGUUGUAAUUGUUUACAUAAUGGGACCUAUAGUCUUGCCAGCACCUUUUCCAAUAGAUACCGAAUACCCGUUUCACGUUAACUACACGAUAACAAGGAUCAUCAUAUAUUUGCAACAAUCUUUACUUAUCGUUCAAUGCGCUGGACAUGUAUGCUUGAGCGUAUUUGGCGCGCUUUUGCUCUGGUUCACGGCCGCGAGAUUCGAAUGUUUGAUCGUGGAAUUGCAAAAAAUCACGAAUAUUGGUAUGCUGAUUAUUUGCAUAGAAAAACAAUUACGUUUAAGGAGAUACGCAAGGAACGUGGUGAAUAGUUUUCGCUUUAUGAUUGUUUAUGCGAUCGGUGUAAGUACAUUUGCUCUGACUCUAUACGGUAUUAUAAUGAUAGUGAAGGCACCGCUAAUCAUGAAAAUAGAGGCUAUAACUUUGAGUUUUGUUUUACUCCUACAAAUUUAUAUAUACGCGUGGCCUGCUGAUUACAUGAAGGACAUGAGUAUAAACGUUUCAAAAAGUGUGUACAACAUAAUAUGGUAUAAACAGACAUUGAGAAUGCAAAAGAAUCUGUUAAACGUGUUGGUGUAUCAGCAGCCGAUAAUUUUUUCUAUUAGUUGUAUAUUGCCAGAGCUUUCGUUACGUUAUUUUUGCUCGUACGUAUCCAAUAUUUUCUCUAUCUUCACAGCUGUACGUGUCAUCAUAGAAGACGAUCAAUUAGAUCCAUUAAGUUUGUCUCAAAUGAUUAUACAAACUGCUAUAUGCUUCGUUAAAUACGACUCUCUGCAACGUGUAAUCGAAGAAAUGAUAACAUAUGUGAAAGAAGCCCAGCAGUACGAAAGGAAAAUUUUCCACAAGUAUAUCGAGAAGUGUCACAUAUUUUACGGAUGUUCUAUAAUAUGUAUGUACCUGACUGGAGUUGCUUUCAUAAUAGGGCCUGCAUUCUCGCCGGCUUCCUUCCCAGCAGAUGCGGAAUAUCCGUUUCAAAUUAAUUAUAAACCAGUAAAAGUUAUCAUAUAUUUGCAACAGACUUUAGUUGGUUUUCAAUGCACUGCACAUAUAUGCUUAAGCGUGUUUGGCGCGCUUUUACUUUGGUUCACGGCCGCGAGAUUCGAAUGCUUGGCCGUGGAAUUGAAAAAAAUCACUAAUAUUGGUAUGCUGAUUGUUUGCGUUAAAAAACAGUUGCAUGUAAGGAGAUAUGCAAAAAGAGUGGUAAUUAGCUUUCGCUUUAUAAUACUUUGUGCCAUAGGAGUAAGUACAUUUGCUUUGACUUUAGGUGGAGUUAUAAUGAUAAAAAAAGCACCAUUUAUUGUGAAAGUACAGUUCAUAACUUUGAUUUUGACUCUACUCACAGAAAUUUAUAUGUAUACGUGGCCUGCUGAUCACAUGAAAGAUAUGAGCAUGAAUGUUUCACAAAGUGUAUACAACAUAACAUGGUAUAAACAGACAUUGAGAAUGCAGAAGGAUCUGUUAAACGUAUUAAUGUAUCAACAACCGAUAAUCCUUUCUAUUAACUGUAUAUUGCCAGAGCUUACAUUGCAUUAUUAUUGCUCGUAUCUAUCCAAUGCUUUCUCUAUCUUCACAGCUAUACGUGUCAUCAUAGAAGAUGAUCCAUCAUAAAUUUAACAUUUUUCUAUUUACCUAAUUGUUAAAAUAUUAAACGAGAUUUUUAUGCAAAUAAUAUAUUUAAGUAUUUAUUUAAUAAUUGGUUUUUUUUGAUGCACUGGAAAAUAAAAAUAACAUCUGGUAAAAAAAAAAAAAAAACUGGAAAUAUCUCGAUUUUAAUCUUAAUAAUAGAUUAUCAAGUGGCAGAAACAGAGAAUUGAAUUAUCGCAUAAUUUUUAUCACUAUAUUUACUAUUCCAUAUCAUUAUAUUAAAAUAUUAUAUUUUA
This is a messenger RNA of Apis florea (little honeybee), 2297 nucleotides long. RefSeq lists its product as uncharacterized. Gene Ontology annotation, cellular component: plasma membrane. Gene Ontology annotation, molecular function: odorant binding; olfactory receptor activity. Gene Ontology annotation, biological process: sensory perception of smell; detection of chemical stimulus involved in sensory perception of smell. The record is from RefSeq and is a predicted model, not a curated record. Lineage: Eukaryota; Metazoa; Arthropoda; Insecta; Hymenoptera; Apidae.